Molecule: messenger RNA, 1347 nt
Organism: Anthostomella pinea
Lineage: Eukaryota; Fungi; Ascomycota; Sordariomycetes; Xylariales; Xylariaceae
Source: the annotation of a GenBank genome assembly
AUGACGAACCCGACGACCAACAUAGCGCUGAAGAACAACACGGGCUCGUCCAACGCCUACGCCUACGUCACGGGCCGGGACAUCAACAAGAACAAUGUGCCAAUCUUCAUCCAGUCCGAUGGCAAGACGGUGUACUACCCGGCCUCGCCCUCGGCUCCCCAGCAUGCGCUCGCGGCCGACUGUGCAAUCUCGCUCGGCGCCGCGAACUCGACCACCACCCUGACGAUCCCGCAGAUCGCCGGGGGUCGCAUCUGGUUCUGUGUCGGCGGCAAGCUGACGUUCCUGCUGAACCCCGGGCCGGCUGUCGUCGAGCCGAGCGUCACCAAUAAGGCCGAUGCCAACUACAACCUGAACUGGGGGUUCUGCGAGUUCACCUAUAACGCGUUCCAGCUCUUCGUCAAUAUCAGCUACGUGGACUUCGUAUCGCUGCCCGUCUCUCUCUCGCUACUGAACACCUCGGGCGCGACGCAGACCGUCCAGGGGCUGCCGGCUGGCGGCCUCGACCAGGUCUGCGCGAAGCUGACGCAGCAGGCGGCCCAGGAGAACGCCGACUGGGGCAAGCUAGUGGUCAAGGGGUCCGACGGCAAGAACCUGAGGGCUCUGAGUCCCAAUAGCGGCCGUGUUAUUGAUAAUUCUCUCUUCGAGGGGUACUAUCAGUCGUAUGUCGACCAGGUGUGGAGCAAAUACAUCAACCAAGACCUAAAAGUCGACACGCAAGCCCAAUGGGACACCGUUACCGCGCGCGUCGACAAGUCCACCAACCUGCUCACCUUCGCCGGCGACGCCGGCAUCACCUUCGCCCAGCCGUCCGCGGGUGACAUCUUCAGCUGCUCGACGGGGCCCUUCGGGUCGUACCCGUCCGACCACGCCGACGAGCUCGGCGCCCUGGGCGCGCGCCUCGCCGCCGCGUUCAACCGGUCAACGCUAUUAACCGACGCGAACCAGCCCGACGGCGAGAUCGUGGGGAACUAUUACAAGACGAGCCCGACGAACCACUAUGCGCGUAUUUGUCAUGAGGUUAAUCUGGAUGGGAGGGGCUAUGCGUUCCCGUACGAUGAUGUGGUUGCGUCGGGCGCGACGCAGCCGGAUCAGGCGGGCACCGUGUUUGAUGGGAGUCCGGAGCUGUUGACUGUUACUAUUGGGGGGCCGACCGGGACGAGUGCGGCGGUGAAGACGGAGGUGGGGACUGGGGAGCAGGUGGUUGUGGGGAGUGGGAAGACGGCGGAGAAGGGUGAGGUGAAGGGGGAGGGGAAUGGAAAAGAGAAGGUGAAUGGGAAGACUGGUCCGGGCUUGGCGGGCACGGUCAAGAACUGGAUGAGCUCGUUGAAGAGGAAACUGCCCAAGUGA